AUGACCUGCAGUGGCAGCAGAGGAUGCGAAUAUGAAAAUGGGAAGCCCCUGGCCAUUGCAACCACUGCUCUACACUUUGCUCACCCACUCAUCCACCCAGUUAUCGCACUAGUUGCCUGUGGCGAGUUGUCUCUGAGUCUCUUCAGGCUAUAUGCUGUAUUAAUUAUCUGGCUCUCGACAAUUAAUAUGAAUGGCUGCUAUCCAAUUGUUGCAUCUAUGAGGAAUAAUCCCCUUUAUAUGAAUUGCCAGCUGCCCAGGAAAUCUGAUUGCCUUUUCCUGCUGCUUCUGAAUGGUUGCCUAGCCAAGAUGGAUGGAUCUGAAGAACUAGCUUUGUUCAGUUCCUUUCUGGAGAAUUCUGAUAUUAAAAGAUCUUUUCGAAACGGAGUUGGAUCAGGAAUUAAAAAAAUAUCCUUUCGAAGAGCCAAGUCAUAAACAGCUGCCUAAAGAAAUAUUCACAAAGCAGAAUCUAUAAAGUUAAAAUGGAUGUGCUUAAAAUUGUUUGUGGUGCAUGAAUGAAUCCAAUAAAACAAAUGUAUCAGUUUGUUCAUAAUGAAAGCAGAUGUUUACUUGAAAUGGUGGAAGCCAAA
Pantherophis guttatus is the source of this 587-nucleotide messenger RNA. The record is from RefSeq and is a predicted model, not a curated record. NCBI's taxonomy places the organism in Eukaryota, Metazoa, Chordata, Lepidosauria, Squamata, Colubridae.